This is a messenger RNA of Chaetomium fimeti, 3465 nucleotides long. RefSeq names its product P-loop containing nucleoside triphosphate hydrolase protein. NCBI's taxonomy places the organism in Eukaryota, Fungi, Ascomycota, Sordariomycetes, Sordariales, Chaetomiaceae. Gene Ontology annotation, cellular component: nucleus. Gene Ontology annotation, molecular function: ATP-dependent chromatin remodeler activity; ATP binding. The record is from RefSeq and is a predicted model, not a curated record. The transcript has 3 exons. Bases 1 to 3465 code for a protein of 1154 amino acids. Gene Ontology annotation, biological process: DNA repair.
AUGGAGUUAGAGUCCUACAUUGCGGCGGGGUGCCUGGCUCUGGACAAGGCCGACUCGCGACUGUCCGAUGACGGGAUUUGGUCGCUCAUUGAACCAGGGCAAUGGUAUCACUUUGGCCGAUUUGGAAAUCCAGUGGAAAAUGGAAUCGAAAGUGAAGAUGGCCAUUUCGGCCGGGAUCCAUGCUCCAGGUUUCUAGAGAUGGAAAUCCAGCAUCAGCUCAUAUCCUCCAGAUGUCUUUUACCCUUCGCCGACUUGCUGCGAAACCGCUGGAUUCACAUGAGCGUCACUACUUCGACCGGACAUAUCAUUAUUCGCGUCUACCUUCUGCCAGAUGAUGUUGGAAACCGCACCAUACCCCGUCGGAGUCCGUCUCUGCUGAAGGCGAGGCUGAGCCUCCUAGCACAGUUGGACUUCUCAAAAAGUACCUGGGAAGGACAAUUGAUGGGAAACCCGUCUCAGAGCCCGCCAAGAUUUGGAGAUCCGGAGACAACAACCGAAUCGCAAGGCGGCGAGGGCCAAUCUUUGCUACAGAUGUUCAACAGCAUACCGUCUCCUCAGCCGGACCCGGAGGCUAUUCCCGACUAUGACGCCCGGGAUGCCGCAUACACGCUGAUAAACAGCAAAGUGCCGGGCCUUUUGACCACCCUCUAUGCAUACCAACGCCGGUCUGCAGCCUUGAUGCUUCAGAGGGAGUCCCAGAGGCAGAAGGUGCUGGAUCCGCGUCUGAUGAAGGUCGUCGAUCAGCUGGGGAGGCCUUGGUACUACGACCCAAUUACCGGCACCGGUCUGCGUGAACCCAGACACUACGACGGGCCUUGUGGUGGUAUCCUUGCCGAAGAAAUGGGCGCAGGAAAGACUCUCAUUUGCCUCUCCCUCAUCCUGGCGACCAGGCAUAUCCCCUCCGCCGCGCCCGACCAUUUGUGGACCGAUGAGCCUAUCGUCCGCCGUAAGGUUGGGAGCCUUGCUGAUAUGGCCGCGUCUUGCAUUACUCGCCAUUCGGUCCCCUGGAGAACGGUAUUCGGUGCCCUCGAACCAGAUGGGAUCGACUACCCUCACUGUGUCGACGCAAUUCGACGGAACCCCGCAUUUUAUCACCUCCCCCGAACAACCCGGACCCUUUAUCGAGGAAGGCGAAACACGGUCCCAUCCCCAUCGAUGAAGGUGCAUCUGAGCCACACUUCCCUUGUGAUUGUGCCUCCAAACCUGGUGCAGCAGUGGAAAGAAGAAAUCGCCAAGCACACGUCCGGUUUGGAAGUCUUGAUUGUCGAUAAGAAACAGCUGCUAUUACCGCCAGUCGAGGAGCUCGUUGAAUAUGACAUUAUCUUAUUCUCAUCAACUUCCUUUGAGAAGUUGUUAGAUGAUGUCGGCGUCGACCCGGAUGGCGCCAAGACCCUCAAGAGCCCUCUAACAUCAAUCCACUUCAAGCGGUGUAUCGUUGACGAGGGCCACAGACUUGGCAACUCAACAUUGGGGAGGAAGAGCAAUCUACAUCUGCUCAUCGACCAUCUGCAGAUUUCGGCCAAGUGGAUCGUUACUGGAACGCCAUCCAAGGGGCUAUUCGGGGUCAACGACACGCCCAGUCCGCACUCAGACGGCGGACGGCGGGCGGAGACUUCCCUGAACUUGGAGAAGGAUGACCUGAAGCGCAUUGGUUCAAUCGCAAUGUUUUACGUGCGCAUGCAGCCCUGGGCAAAUACGUUGAUCGAGGGAGGAGAUCUGCCAGCGGACUGGACCGUCUAUGUUAUGCAACCGCGCUCAGCUCAGAGUACCGGUCGUGCUGACUGUCUGAAGGCAACAUUGGCGUCGCUAAUCAUCCGAAAUCGCCUGUCUGACCUCGGCAAUUUACUGCCAUCCGUUGAUGAGAAGGUCGUCUACCUCGACGGCUGCUUCCAAGAUCGAUUGGCGCUCAACUUAUUUUCCAUGAUGAUCAUUUUCAACGCCGUCCAGUCACAGAGAACAGACCGAGAUUACUUUUUUCAUCCACGACAGCGGAAGUCGCUACUCGAACUCGUGUACAACCUUAGACAGGCGAGUUUCUUUGGGGGCUCGUUCUUCUCGCCUGACCAGAUCCAGAAAGCUAUAGCGACUGCCGAAACUUUCCUGGAAGAAGGCAAGGUUCAAAUCAGCGCCGAAGACGAGUCUCUCUUGCGCGAUGCCAUUAAUCUCGGACGGCUGGCUGUGGAGAACAACAUCAAGCGAUGUGCCAAUUUAUUCCGCGAAGUCCCACUGUACGUCCAAAACUUCCCCUGGAACGCAGGCCGAGAGUGGUCUCUUGAUCUGCAAGAGGGAGACCCCGUAUGCACAGACUCGCGCAUGGUAGCUGCCCUCCAAAGAUUUCUCCACCCCUUGAUUGAUGCCCCAGCAUCAUUGCAAUUUAUGUUCGAAACCGGACGAUUCGCCGCGCGCGGCUGGGAGGAACGAUUAAAGGGAAUCGAGGAGCAAGGCCCGGGGGCUGAAGAGAGUCCAUCGAGGACGCUUGCUGGAAACACACCGCUCGGCCAAGAUAGCAACUCUUCAAGUAAACGGCGCUCUUCCAUUUUGGCCAAGGGAUUGCCGGGAACGGAAACACACGUCACUUCGGGCCUCGAAGACCAUGGGACAGGCAUCGCCGCGCCGCUCGCCCAGACCCAACUCGUCUCGACGGCUUCCGCAAAGCUUUCCUACUUGAUCGACCAGGUCGUAAAGUACCAGGCAUCGGAACAGAUUAUCAUUUUCUACGAGAACGACAAUGUGGCAUACUAUCUUGCCGGCGUUCUUGAGAUACUUCAAAUCCAGCACCUGAUUUACGCCAAAGGCCUGACCCCGGGGCGGAGGGCGCAGUACGCCACAACCUUCAACCACAAUCCAAAGUUCCGCGUCCUCCUCAUGGACAUGACCCAAGCCGCCUUCGGCCUGGACAUGCAAUCCGCCUCGCGCAUCUACUUCCUCAGUCCCGUGCUCAACCCACAAGUCGAAGCCCAAGCCAUCGGCCGCGCCCGGCGCAUCAGCCAGCGCCGGCCCGUCGCUGUCGAAACCCUCGUCCUGCGCGGCAGCGUCGAGGAGGUCGUCGUGCGCCGCCGCGGCGAAAUGUCCCGCGCCGAGGUCGCGCGCUGUCGCUCGAUUCUGGAUGAUCGGCCGAUCUAUGAGUGGGUUUUGAAUGCGAGGAUUUUGGGGAUGGGGGAUGAUGGAGGGGGGGAGAUGGCGCGGUUGGAGAGGCCGUUGAAGGUUUUUGGGACGGCGGCGGGUGGGGGGUUGAGUCACCCCGAUCAGGAUUUGGUUGGGGUGGGGGGGUUGGUGUUGGAGGGUGGGAGGGGGGAUGGGGUGGCGGUGUCCGUGUCGGAGGGGGAGAGGAAGAGGAGGUCUCCUCCGGGUGGGGGUGGUACUCUGUUGGAGGUGGGCACGCCGGUGUCGGAUGGUGGUGGUGUUCCGAAGAAGAAGAGGGUUCGUGUGCGGUUUGCUGAGCCGGGUGAUGAAGAGGAGGGGUGA